Messenger RNA from Schistosoma margrebowiei, 1253 nucleotides. The record is from the annotation of a GenBank genome assembly. Lineage: Eukaryota; Metazoa; Platyhelminthes; Trematoda; Strigeidida; Schistosomatidae.
GACUAGUUAAAGGAUUGUUUAAAACAGUUAAUUUUUUUUACAAAAUCAGGCUUAUAAUGUUUCGUUUUGUUGAAACUCAAGGUCGCGCAAUGUAAAAGAGUGCAUUUUGGUCUCAGCAGUCCGUUUCUCCGGACCAGUCAUCAUGGUAUGAUCCUAUUGAGUAAAUCAAAUUCAUUAUGAUUUAGGAUCAUUUUAUCAUUGGCAAAGAAUUAUCUGCACAUUCUGAUGUUUCUUACGAAACUAAAUUAAAAAAGUGUAAACGUAAAUGUUUGUUCGAACCCAUUUCAGAAAAUGAAAUUGAUAAAGCUUAUGCAGAGUUACUGUCAGGUCUAUCUCAAGAGUUCGCCCGUGCUUCAGCACGCUUAUCCAAAGGCGUAAUCGAAAACGGUCGAGUUCGUCUUUCACAAAUAUGUGGGAAGUAUUUCCGUAUAAUGGGUUUCUCUCUUGAUGGCUCAUCUUAUCUUCAUCCAGAAGAAGCAUUAUACCUUGCUGAAUGUAAUAAAAUCCAAGUAUAUGUUAGUGGUUUACCACUGAGUAUUCAAGAACUUUACGAUCAGCUUUUAAACAAUGAGACAUAUCCAUACUAUCUGGCCUACUCUCGAUUAUCACGAUUAAAUUUCAGUCUUCGAAAACGAGCAAGUUUUGACCUACAAUCAUAUUACCACUGUGUGACAGAUAAAUUAUUUAAAAUUCCAAAAUCAAUUAACGUUUCAAUUACAACCUAUCCACUUUUAAACCAAGAAUAUAGAAAACCUAUCGGAAAGAGAAAGUUCAUAGACUUUCAACCACUUAUUAAUCAUAAUACAAUACAUUCUAUCACCGGUCUUAUGCAUAAUUUACAGGAGAUUGUACAACCUGCCAGUGAUAAGUCUGUUAAGUCAACUAAGGAUUUAAAUCUACUCUAUGAUAUUUAUGGAAACAAUCAUACAGAGAAAAGACGUAUUAUUAACUUCUCUAAACGCUACCCUCCUCAUCCUGAUUAUGUUUUAUCUGUUUUGUCACCAAAACAAAUAUACCCAGACAUAGAAUCUAAAAGUUUGAUAAAAGUUGGUCUACAACCAGAUACAUCUGUUCUUAUAUGCAUGGUAGAUGGAUGUGAUGUUUCAUUCUAUAUAACAAACUGUUUUGCGAUUCCAAAUAUUAAUUUUCAAGUAACUCGUCAAGAAAAUAUGGCGUGGAUUUAGACUAAAUAAAGGAUUAUUUGUGUACACUUGCUUUUUUCAUACAAUAAACUCAAGUCAAUCACUUCAAAA